CAUAUAUAAUAUAUGACCAAAUAGAUCCCACCCAUCAAGAACAUAUCCGAGAAGAGCAAAAAGGGAAGAAAAUGGUUCUGCAUCAUAAAAUGUGGGACGAUGUUCUUGCUGGGCCUCAACCCGAGCGUGGUCUAGUCAAGCUUCGGAAGAUCACCACCCAGCCCUUGUCCAUCAAAGAUGACGGAGAAGGGAAAAAGUUCCAGAGGUCGAUGUCGAUGCCAAUGAGUCCAGGGGCACCGCCGACACCGGUGACACCAACGACUCCGACGCCGCGUAAGGAGAACGUGUGGAGGAGUGUCUUCCAUCCUGGGAGCAACCUCGCUACUAAAAGUAUUGGCGCUGAUAUGUUCGACAGACCACAACCUAACUCUCCGACUGUCUAUGACUGCGACCAAUCGGAGGCUCAGAGACAGAGAAGGAAGGAAAACUUGGCAAUUUGUUUGGUAGCUGCGUGGAAAUAAUUCCUUUUGAUCAGUAUACACACUUGUAUAUGGCUUUACAGUGGGGAGACCAGGAGCAAGCAUCGCUGAGUAGGUGGCGACUCAUGGGCGGGCGGGAGGCUAGCAGCCUCGGAGAAGGC
Hibiscus syriacus is the source of this 580-nucleotide messenger RNA. Its product is annotated as dormancy-associated protein 1-like. NCBI's taxonomy places the organism in Eukaryota, Viridiplantae, Streptophyta, Magnoliopsida, Malvales, Malvaceae. The coding region runs from base 72 to 461 and encodes 129 amino acids. The record is from RefSeq and is a predicted model, not a curated record. The transcript is spliced from 4 exons.